AUCCAUGCAACCAUCCAUCCAUCCAUCCAUCCAUCCAUCCAUCCAUCCAUCCAUCCAUCCAUCCAUCCAUCCAUCCAUCCAUCCAUCCAUCCAUCCAUCCAUCCAUCCAUCCAUCCAUCCAUCCAUCCAUCCAUCCAUCCAUCCAUCCAUCCAUCCAUCCAUCCAUCCAUCCAUCCGUCCAUCCAUCCAUCCGUCCAUCCAUCCAUCCCUCAAGCGUGGAGGGCAUCCGCCCCGAUGAAAGAAAAGGGAUGGAAGAGCCGAGCAGGCAGGAAAGGAGGCGAGUGCAGGAUGCCUCAGGUGUGGGUGAUGGGCUUAGUUGCAGUAGUGGUGCGAAAGAAGGUGACAAUAUGGAGGGAGGGAGACAGAAUCUGCCAUUGCUGGACUUCAAGGUGGUAUGUGGGGCUGUGAUGGUAUGUGGAGCUGUGAUGGUAUGUGGAGCUGUGAUGGUAUGUGGAGCUGUGAUGGUAUGUGGUGCUGUGAUGGUUUGUGGAGCUGUGAUGGUAUGUGGUGCUGUGAUGGUAUGUGAUGCUGUGAUGGUAUGUGGUGCUGUGAUGGUUUGUGGAGGUGUGAUGGUAUGUGGUGCUGUGAUGGUAUGUGAUGCUAUGAUGGUAUGUGGUGCUGUGAUGGUAUGUGAUGCUGUGAUGGUAUGUAAUGCUGUGAUGAUAUGUGAUGCUGUGAUGGUAUGUGAUGUGAUGGUAUGUGAUGCUGUAAUGGUAUGUGGUGCUGUGAUGGUAUGUGGUUCUGUGAUGGUAUGUGAUGCUGUGAUGGUAUGUGAUGCUGUGAUGGUAUGUGACGCUGUGAUGGUAUGUGAUGCUGUGAUGGUAUGUGAUGCUGCGAUGGUAUGUGAUGCUGCGAUGGUAUGUGAUGCUGAGAUGGUAUGCGAUGCUGCAAUGGCAUGUGAUGCUGUGAUGGUAUGUGAUGUGAUAAUAGGUGAUGCUGUGAUGGUAUGUGGUUCUGUGAUAGUAUGUGAUGCUGUGAUGGUAUGUGAUGCUGCGAUGGUAUGUGAUGCUGUGAUGGUAUGUGAUGCGGUGAUGGUAUGUGAUGCUGUGGUGGUAUGUGACGCUGUGAUGGUAUGUGAUGCUGUGAUGGUAUGUGAUGCUGUGAUGGUAUGCGAUGCUGCGAUGGUAUGUGAUGCGGUGAUGGUAUGUGAUACUGUGAUGGUAUGUGAUGCUGUGAUGGUAUGUGAUGGUAUGAGAUGCUGUGAUGGUAUGUGAUGCUGUGAUGGUAUGUGAUGCUGUGAUGGUAUGUGAUGCUGUGAUGGUAUGUGAUACUGUGAUGGUAUGUGAUGCUGUGAUGGUAUGUGGAGCUGUGAUGUAUGUGCUGCUGUGAUGGUUUGUGGUGCUGUGAUGGUAUGUGGAGCUGUGUUAAUGAUGCUGUGAUGGCGGAAAUGAUACUGGUGAUACUGAUACUGGGGAUGUUGAUGUUGAUGUUGAUGGGGGGAGGAUGAUGGUGAUGGCGGUAUGAUUAAUGGAGCAGCAACCAUAGCACGCAAUGCUAAGAUGGUCAAAGGACGAUAAGGCUGAUGCUCCUUUAUGCUCUCCAGUGUGUUGCUGUCAAGCAGUUUGUGUCCAUCUAGGUUCACUCUGCUGCCUAUGCGCACCUGUUCCAUCCCGUGUUUAUCCAAUCCUCUCCCCUUUCUUCCCCCCCUCUUCCUUCCCUCCUCCCUCCCUUCCAAGUCCCCCUCAGUGCCCUCUGCUCAACCUCUCGUACUGCCCGCCAUCUGAAUCCGCUCUGCAGCGAGGCCACACCCUAGUACCGUGCAUGCCACAUGCACCAUGUCGUAUAUGGCGUUCCACAUGCCAUGCCACAUGCCAUGCCACAUGCCAUCCCACAUGCCAUCCCACACGCCAUCCCACAUGGCAUCCCACAUGGCAUCCCACAUGGCAUCCCAGACGCUAUUUGGUUGAGCAUCCGCCCAUGCAUCCAUCCAUUCGUUGCCUUCAUUCACCCACUGGUCGCUCUCAGCCUCUUCACAAUGCCAUGGCUGCCUUUCCAAAGUGCACUGCCUGCAUCGGCUGACACUGCAUGUAUCCUCCUCAGUCCGCUCAGGGCUUCUCUCCCUCCCACCCCCCCCUUCCCUUCCCACACAUCCAUCUUCAUUCCUACUCUCCGUCCGGCUUCCCACGCCUCCCUCUUUCCCCCCCCUCACCCAUGCCCCACAUGCAUUUGCCCUACAGGUUGUGGUGGCAUUCGAUCCCCUUGCCUGGCCUCGUUCCGAAGUCAUUCGAUUCCCGGUGUCGUCCCCCAAUCUCCUAGUCACAGACGCUUCUGGCACCCCCAUCCCCUCUCAAGUGCUGCGGGACACCCUCCUCUCCCCCACCACCCGUGCCACCUACAUCGCUGCUUACACGGGCACGGGGGGCGGGGGAGGGGAGGAGGGGGCGGGGGUGGGGGAGGAUGUGGGGGAGAAAGGGGACGAGCGGCAGGAGCUGGAGGAUGGGCAGUGGCAGCCGAGCCAGCAGAGGAAGAGUAAGCGGAGGAAGCUGUUAUACUCACAAUAGGCUCAGAUGUGCCUAAAAUGAGAGAAAUUGUGCACUGUCAGAAUUCCGUCAGACAGCUUCAAAUAUUUAUGCCGAUCUGAUCUGUGCCUCAAACGGUGAUCUGUAAAUUGGAUCUGGAGCACGUUG
Closterium sp. NIES-67 is the source of this 2627-nucleotide messenger RNA. The record is from the annotation of a GenBank genome assembly. Lineage: Eukaryota; Viridiplantae; Streptophyta; Zygnematophyceae; Desmidiales; Closteriaceae.